This is a messenger RNA of Bradysia coprophila, 1563 nucleotides long. RefSeq lists its product as uncharacterized. The record is from RefSeq and is a predicted model, not a curated record. NCBI's taxonomy places the organism in Eukaryota, Metazoa, Arthropoda, Insecta, Diptera, Sciaridae.
AGAAUCGAAAGAACAAGAAAACAUAAGUCAGUUGCUUCGGUCGCGGUGUGUGAAUCUAUUUUAUCCAGUUUACGUUUUCUUUAUCUGUUCAAUUGAGAUUUCGUUUUGUCCAUAAAUCGACAUCGUAUUUGUCUAGUAAUAGUUGCAAACAAUUAGGCCCGCAAAAUUCCGGUUUAAUUCGAAUGUGAGUUGUUUAAUUUGUGUGACAUAAUUCACAUUAUUUCUGACAGUAUGGUGGCACAUACACACACUGAUGCUUCGCUAAUUUGAAAUGUAAAAGAAAUGUGCAAACAAAACAUUAGAAAAGUGUGAGAUGAAAUAAAGUGAUCAUUGCAGCGCAAGCGGAUAAGCGAAAUUUGUAUUUUAAUUUGCCGUUAAUUACUUUCAGCGUGGCCCAUGUCAACAAAUGGAGCCGAAUGAUGUUUUAAAGAAAUUUAUCGAUGUGUGCUCCAACAAAGAUGACAAGUGCACAAGGUACUCGUUUGCUUCGAACGGCAUUUUGGAGUGGUUUGGACGGAAUAUUAAGGACAACAAUAAAAUUUUCGAAUACAUAAGAUACAACUUAAGCCAUCAGUAUGAACACAUAUUUAGCGUUGCAAUCCGAUGUGACGCAUUUGAAGAAAAACCUCUACACAGAGCAACUCGACGACAACCCUCAGACACAAUAACGAAUGUUGAUAGCAGCUCAAAAUCAGACGAUGUCUUCGAAACUCCCCCGAGUAGUUCUGCAACUAAGGAAUCCGAUGAUAUGACUACACCGGAAAGGAAAAAACAACAGGAUGCUAGCAAAAUUCACGAGUUCAGCGAUACCGAUGACGAGCCAUCGUUUCCGAGGUCACCUCGAAUCACAAGAAGUGCACAGAAGCGAUGCUCGGAUGCACCAUAUCCGCAGUCACCAUCGAAACGAAAUAGAAAGACCGAUCACAAAGAAAGUGAACAGUUGCGUUUAAAUGCCGAAACGUCGGAGCUCCCGGACCCAUCAAAAAACACUGAAAUAAAAUACAUUGAGGCCGUUGGAACGGUACGUAAAUUACGUAAACUUAAACAUCGCGGCAUAGAUUCAAGGUCCAAGGAAAUACGAAUUUAUGAGAGUCCUACGGGUAGGCAUUGGGAGUCUGGGAAUACAAAACUAAAAAUCUCCUACAGGGAGAACGUCAAUCAAAGUGACCUGCAAUUUGUACUAGUUAUCUAUCAGCAUAUUGAUAAUAGCCCGCGAUGUAGGAGAGACUUAAUGACAGAGUUCGCAAAAACGUGCUCUGACGAAACCACCGAUGUACAAAAAAGUGAGAAAAAAGGUAAAACAAAUAAAAAUUUAAAAAUGAGAAGACUACGAUUCUAAACAGUUUGAAAUUGUGCAACCUAUUCGUAUUAGAAAUUUCGAUUGUCCAGCCCAGUGUUUCUGUUUUUAAAGCGAAUAGCAUAGAAUAACUUGUAAUAAGUCCAACUGAGUUAGUGGCGAAGCCAACGAGACCUUAAAAUGUAAAACUUAAGCAAUAGUAUCAUCAUUGAAUGACAAAAAUUUGAACAAAUUGAAAAUAAAACGUUUUAUCAAAAAUUUAUAAA